UCUUGGAGCAGGUCUAACUAGCUGUGCAUGGCUCCAGUCGGGCAUUCACCAACACAAGAUGGGUCAACAGGAACACGGUUAACAGAACUCUGGUGUUCUGCAUUCUGCUGUGGUAUGAAGUGAGGACUUGCUGGAAGUGUGACAAAGACAGGAGGAUUUGAACGACUGCCUAAAAUGUGAUGGAUCCCAACCAAAGGCCAAAUGGAACAAUUCAGAGACAGGAUGCAAACGCCACUGACCUCCCUGUGCGUCUUACUGACGAUCUGCCUCCAAUGCACGUUUACGAGCGCAUUGGACUCUUCCCUGAAGAUAAUGAAACCAAUUCAUAUGGGACCGGGACUGGGAUCAUAUCCUCAACUGAAUCCCAAUCCAAACCCCCCGGCCAUCUGUGGAAUCAUGGGGGAGGAGGUCCCGGGAAUACAGGACCCCAAAACUCAAAUGGACCUCCUCCACUAAUCCGUCGCCCUGCCCCUAUAGUCAGAACCAGACUUCCCAGUGCAUGUUUGCCAGGUAGACAAGGCCAUGCACCCCCUCCUGUUCCCUCCAGGACACAAAUAUCCCUCGGCAACUGCAAAAAGCAGAUAUCCUGUGACCUCAGUGACCCCCUUCACAAACUGAAUCGUUCCCGUACAGAAAUGGACGAUCAUGACCCAUGGACCAUCCCACUCAUAGAAACGCCACAAGGCAGCACCAAGAGGCUGACGUCUUUUUGUGCUGCAACUUCCAAGCUGAUGUCACGGUACAGGCAUGCAGACAGCCUUCAAAACUCUGGUGCGGUAUGGAGUCGUUUGUCACGAAUCCACCCGGCCCUGCUGCAGCAGGCGGAGGUGAAUGUCAGUGUGGCCACUGAGUGGGGCCAUCACCAGCUCCCCUUCCCCACCACAGUGAACAGGACAGUGACGAGUCUGAUUGAUGAAAUCUUCCAGCUGCUCGACCUCACUCCCAACCCGAGUGGGCGUCAUUAUUUAAAACUGUGCGACUCUGACGAGUACCUCCAAAAUGAAGAACUGCUGGGCAUGCACGAGACUAUUCAGAUCUCCUGCAGGUUAAAACUAGUCGUCCCCCUCCGACUGCUCCACGUGAACGACCUCAAACACCGACUGUGCAGGGAUGGGGAGGACGACAGAACACCGUGUCAACUGUACCAGCUCCUGCGUCCGGUUUGUGUCUUCAAUACCUGCAAGUUGAGCCUGCAGGGUGUGCUCAGUAGCUACAACAGAGAGGUGACAGAGCUGAUGAGAAGUAAGUCUGGGAUGAACGUUAAUGUGCUCGUGUGCCGUGUUCGGGCCAUCAGCAAUCUUCUGUGUGGGCUCUCAUGUGAGGAGCUGGAGGACGCUAUUGGCAGUCUCAACAGAAUCAAUCCCAUACCUCUGAGUCAUGAUGAGAUGUCUCAGUGUGAAACCGCCAUGAUCAUGCUCCACAGGGCGCUGCUGAAAGUGCUUCAGAUCUUUUUUGACAACUUCCAGUCAGACUUCAGAGGUCAGGAAGUAACCAGCAACCUGCAAAUAUUAGACGUUGAGCGCAACACUGAAAUCCUCCAAUUCAAUAUUUCUGCACUCUACCAACUGCAACCCAGCUGGCUGAUCAAUUAUGAAUGCUUCUCUGUUUCCUGUGAGUUGACGUACGGAGGAACAAAGUUCUGUGAAACAGGCAUUUCUGAAAAUAUCAGCACCGCCUUGUCAUCCGGAAACAAGAUCCAGUGCAACCGUGUGAUGGUGUUUCCUAUUCUAGUUAAUAAGCUGCCAUACGAGUGCAUGCUGACAUUUCGCCUCAAGGCCUCCAAGCGAGGCAAGAGUUCCGAGCUUUUAGGCUGGGCUGUACUACCUCUUUACAGCGACAGGACUCUGGUAAAGGGGACCGUUCUGCUCAGUUUGUCCACACUGAGCGAGCUGCCUGUCCCUCCCUCCCCUGCCCUGUUCGACGGCCACAGGAAAGCCAUCGGAGUCAUUCUGCAGCUGGAGUUUCUAGAUCAGUUCGAGUGGAAGUAUCAGAGGCCCAUCGCCCUCCCCGGUUCGGUCAUAUUUAGUGAGCCUUGUGAGGAACUGCAGAGGAAAAUGUUGGAAGUCUCUAAGAAGCACUGUCUCUGCUUUCUAACAGAAAAUGAGAAGGCUUUCCUCUGGAGUAAGCGUCACAGCAGUGACAAAGGAAGUACUUUUCUCCACUUGCUGCUGGGUGGAGUCCCCCAGUGGUGUCCUGAAGACCUGACGGAAAUCUACACUGUUGUGGAGAACUGGAUCAUCCAUCUACCUGAGAAGGCUCUCUUCCUGCUCAGUCACAGCUUUCAUGAUCAGACUGUGAGGAGGACUGCAGUUCAUUACUUUGAACAGAUUCCAGAUGAAGAGCUAGAGGUGUUUCUACCACAGUUGGUCCAGGCUCUGAAGAGCGAGUGGGAGUUGGAUGGACCUCUGGUGAUGCUGCUGUUGGAGAGAUCACUGAAGAACAUACGGAUUGCCCAUCAACUCUACUGGCUGCUGGAGGAUGCCCACACUGACCACUACUACCAGAGUUGGUUCAGUAAGGUCCAGGCUGCCCUGCGGCACUGUUGUGGCCGAGCACUGAGGCAGGAGCUGGAGCACGAAACCCGCCUGGUGUCUGUGCUCGUACAGGUGGCUGAGAAGGUCCACACCGCUAAAGAGGCUCACCGUAAGAAUGUUUUGAACAAACAAAAAUUAAAGAUUGAUGACUUCUUCAGAGAUGGGAUCAGUUGUUGUCUGCCACUGGAUCCUGCACUCCGUGUAAAGGCAUUGGACCUGGAUGCCUGUAAGUUUUACAACUCCAACGCUGCUCCUCUUGGGAUCUCAUUCAUCUGCUCUGACCCUCUGGCCAAAAACAUCAGUGUCAUCUGCAAGACAGGAGAUGACCUGCGUCAGGACAUGUUGAUGCUUCAGAUAGUCGGUGUGAUGAACGGCGUUUGGCUACAGGACGGGCUGGACCUGCAAAUGAUCACCUACAGGUGUCUUUCUACGGGCAGAGCUCAGGGCCUGGUGGAAGUGGUUCCAGAUGCAGUGACUCUAGGGCAGAUUCAGCAGGAGUGGGGUCUGGGUGGCACCCUUCGAGAAGACACACUGGAGAAAUGGUUCCACAUGUGGAACAAAACUAAGGAGGACUAUGAGAAGGCUGUAAUGAACUUCAUCCACUCGUGUGCAGGGUGGUGUGUGGCCACCUUCAUCCUGGGGAUCUGUGACCGCCACAAUGACAACAUCAUGUUGAAGCACAGUGGACACAUGUUUCAUAUCGACUUUGGCAAGAUCAUGGGCAACGCACAGAAGUUCGGAAGCUUUAAAAGGGACCGAUCACCAUUCAUCUUUACCUCUGAGAUGCAGCACUUCAUCACAGAAGGGGGGCAGAAGCCUCAGCGCUUGCAUCGCUUUGUGGAGCUCUGCUGUGAAGCUUACAACAUGAUCAGGAAGCGCUCUGCACUGAUACUCAGCUUGUUGGAGCUGAUGCUACAUGCACGAAUGCCAGAACUGAAGCACUCUAAUGACCUGCAGUAUGUCCAGAACAACCUCAGACCUCAUGACACAGACCUGGAGGCCACUUCCUACUUUACAAAGAAGAUCAAGGAGAGCAUGGGCUGUGUGGCAGUCAAGUUUAACUUCCUGACACACAGCAUGGCUCAAGGGAAGAAACAAGAUCCACCAAGGCGGGUCAGCAUCCCCGGUCCCAGCACCAACAUCCAAGAAGCUGUCAUCCAGGGAUACACGAGCAGGGGAAAAGAUGUGAUCUAUGACCUCAGAGUAACCAUUCAUGAUGGUUUUCUGAACAGGGAGAAGACAUUUGGGCAGUUUGAGCUGAUCCAUAAGCAGCUGCAAAAACACUUCAUUGAAACCAAGCUGCCUCAGUUUCCUAGGUGGUUUAAGAUGUCAUUCACCCCGGGCAGGAAGGUGUCUCUGCUAAACACAUACCUGAAUCAGCUUUUUGAAGGACCAUGCAAGGGAAAUGAAUAUGUGUGCAGCUUGUUCCUGGACGGCCCCAACACAGUCCCAGAAAGUGUGGUGGCAGGAGCCCAUCCUCAGAUCCAGCUCAACAUUUCUUACUCUGACUGUAAGCUCUCGGUCUUGGUAAAACACCUAAAGAACAUUAAGCAGGCAAACGGCGCCAACCCCGACGCCUACGUGGUCACGCAUCUUAGACCGGACCCUCAGCAGCUCUCCAAGAAGAAGACGAAGGUGGUCCGAAAUAAUGACAACCCCACCUUCAAUGAGCUGUUGGAGUACAAUUCCGUCCCACUGCUGUAUGGGAUGGUGCUGGAAGUGACAGUGAAGAGCAAGAAUACUUUUGUGGCUGCAACCAACAUCAGACUGGAGGAAGUGUUGCUUGACAAGGAGAUGUGGUUUCCCCUCGGGAACUGUGCAAUCUGACCUCAGAGAGCUGCACCGUCUGUCUGCUGCCAGCAGAGGGUGCAGCCACACCGAGGGACACAAUCAAUCCAAAGAUUUCUCUCCCAAUGACUGAGAAAAAGUCACCUGAGCAGAGGAAGUGUGCACUCUAAUUUAUACUUAUUCAUCAGACGCAACUUAACCUCACUCCAGAGCUAAAUAUGCCGGCAUUGGAUGGUGUAUUUAGAUGACGUUACAAGACUGAGUAAAACAACUCAGGGAAGGAGACUGUUUACUGUAUGAAGCAUCAUUUACCAUGUGUGUUUAUUUUUAAAAUGUCAAUCAAAUGAAGGAGUUUUGCUAAUUAGUCCCAUUUUUAGAUGUGAACUUGGUGAUGGAUGAAGGAAAGAAAUCGUAUUAUCGUAUUUGCACUCCUGUUUGUACUUUAACUUCUAAACAGUCCUUGGAAGUGUGUGUGUGUGGUCGGGACUGUCGAUGUGAGAGAUUAAAGAGGAGGCGAUGCAGUGCAGUUAGGGGCUGCCUGUCUGAUACCUGCUCAUACUCGGUGUGUUCGUCCCUUUGGGCUGUGUCAACUGGAUGUCCUUGACCAGUGGAAUUGGAGGCGGGAGGCAGGACAGCGAGGGAGAGGGGUGAGGAGAGUGUGUGAGCAGGAUGACAACUCUGCCUCUCCAGCCUGAGGGGCUGAGGUAACACUCUCCCCAUCACUCCAUCCUUUUGUCUUAUCCAUCAGUGGCAUUCACACACAGCUAUGCACAUGCAUGUGCAAACAGGAAAAGGCAGACACUCGCAUGCCCUCACAAAUACUCUGGUAUAAAAAACAUACACACACACUUUCUAGGCUAAGGCAGGUCUUCGUGUUAUCUUAACACCAUCUUACUCCUGACAGGCCCGCUGACCCGUACUCUCCUCCGCCUCAUUCAUAGGAUUUAGUGAUGAACGAGGAUAGAAGUAGUCUCCAUUUGGUUCAAUAAUGUAUACCUCUGUGAAUGCUAUUUAUAUUAUUCCCUGCUGGGUCUCUCACGAGGAGGUAGGCUUGGAAGAAAAUGCUGGCUGCUACUCUUUCAUAGUAGUGCUCAUCAGUUUCAGAUCUAAUAGAAGAAUUACAUCUAUUGUUUUGGAAUAGAUGAUAAAUCCAGAAACAACACUGUCUCGUGGUUUCUCUUAUGUGUGAUCAACUCUGCCACAAUAAUUGCACUUGCAUCAAUUAUUCAUUUGAUGAUGAGAAUCUAAUAUCCGACUCCAGGGAUUUCUCCACUACUUGAGUGAUGCCAGCAGAGAGUUAUUCUUCCUGCUGGUCUUUUUCCUCCGCAGUGGAGAAAAAAAAGCAUGUCUAUUUUCUGACAAUAAAUCUGGUAUUUAUAUCUGA
Molecule: messenger RNA, 5706 nt
Organism: Anarrhichthys ocellatus (wolf-eel)
Lineage: Eukaryota; Metazoa; Chordata; Actinopteri; Perciformes; Anarhichadidae
Gene: pik3c2g
Product: phosphatidylinositol-4-phosphate 3-kinase catalytic subunit type 2 gamma
Exons: 33
Coding region: 180-4361 (1393 amino acids)
Biological process (GO): phosphatidylinositol-mediated signaling; phosphatidylinositol-3-phosphate biosynthetic process; phosphatidylinositol 3-kinase/protein kinase B signal transduction
Cellular component (GO): plasma membrane; phosphatidylinositol 3-kinase complex; cytoplasm
Molecular function (GO): 1-phosphatidylinositol-3-kinase activity; 1-phosphatidylinositol-4-phosphate 3-kinase activity; phosphatidylinositol binding
Source: RefSeq, a predicted model, not a curated record